AUGGGUCUUGAUCGAUUCAACAAAACACCUUGCGGAUUCUGCUUCGUCGAGUAUUAUACCCAUCAAGAUGCGCUGGAUUGCUUGAAGUAUAUUGGAGGAACUAAGCUGGAUGAGCGUAUCAUCCGUACGGAUCUUGACCCUGGAUUCGAAGAAGGGCGGCAAUUCGGACGAGGCAAAUCCGGUGGCCAAGUGCGUGACGAAUACCGCGAAGAAUAUGACCCGGGUCGUGGUGGAUAUGGUCGUGCUUAUGAUGAGCAGCGCCAGCGCGAGGAAGACGAAUACGGCGCCGGAAGGUAG
Messenger RNA from Penicillium bovifimosum, 297 nucleotides. RefSeq names its product nuclear cap-binding protein subunit CBC2. Gene Ontology annotation, molecular function: RNA cap binding. Gene Ontology annotation, cellular component: nuclear cap binding complex. Gene Ontology annotation, biological process: mRNA cis splicing, via spliceosome. Lineage: Eukaryota; Fungi; Ascomycota; Eurotiomycetes; Eurotiales; Aspergillaceae. The transcript has 2 exons. The coding region runs from base 1 to 297 and encodes 98 amino acids. The record is from RefSeq and is a predicted model, not a curated record.